Messenger RNA from Melampsora larici-populina 98AG31, 721 nucleotides. RefSeq lists its product as uncharacterized. Bases 36 to 626 code for a protein of 196 amino acids. Gene Ontology annotation, molecular function: transcription coregulator activity. The record is from RefSeq and is a predicted model, not a curated record. Gene Ontology annotation, biological process: regulation of transcription by RNA polymerase II. Lineage: Eukaryota; Fungi; Basidiomycota; Pucciniomycetes; Pucciniales; Melampsoraceae. Gene Ontology annotation, cellular component: mediator complex. The transcript has 5 exons.
GCCAGAAGUUUAUAAUUCACCUUCCAACAACCAAAAUGAUCCCGUCAAAUAUAUCACCAGUCAAUGGCAACCAUUCCACACCUGGCUUUCAUGGAGAUACCGUCGGAACUGGAAAUGAUCAAAUCUCACCAGAAGAACAACAAAGGAGUCAGUUAGAAGAUAAACUUGAACAAUUAUUACAGACGCUACUGGAAGUGGGAAUAUGUACGAGUGAUGUUCAAGAGAACGCUAGAGAAGGAGGUGGCGCAGGUAGAGGAGAGCCAUUUGGUUCAGGAGGAUUGGUUGGGAAGAAAAUAAAUGAGUCCAUCAACCUGAUGGCCGAACUAUAUGACAUCAACACUUCACUAACACCCGAGAUUCCAAUACCGAUGGAAGUAAUACAACACAUCGACCAAGGAACCAAUCCGGAUCGAUGGCUCAAGUCUUUCGUGGAGAGGGCCGCGCACGAGAACAUGUACACUAAUGGUAUUCUAUCGAAUUUCAAUGCAUACAAUACAUUGCUUGAAACUCAAUUGGCCCAGCACUUUCCAGAGCUGAGUGCCCAGUUCCAAGUGCCACAACCAACAGAUCAAAACGCUCCUAUCACUGAAGACACGCCAACCGGUACGAACAAUCCUUCUGUUUGAGAACCAUCUGGAAUUAUUGUUAUGGAUUAGAUUAUAUUAGGUACCCGCGACCUUUUAGGAUAAUAAUAUGUACUACUUUUGUUUCUUACUUUUUU